This is a messenger RNA of Pungitius pungitius (ninespine stickleback), 1649 nucleotides long. RefSeq names its product calcineurin-like phosphoesterase domain containing 1 (gene cpped1). The transcript is spliced from 6 exons. The record is from RefSeq and is a predicted model, not a curated record. Gene Ontology annotation, molecular function: hydrolase activity. The coding region runs from base 108 to 1058 and encodes 316 amino acids. NCBI's taxonomy places the organism in Eukaryota, Metazoa, Chordata, Actinopteri, Perciformes, Gasterosteidae.
AGUCGGGGGGGGGGGCGGAUCACUCACACGACCUCCGCAGGCUCGCUGACGGGCUCACGAGCAGCGGACCGAACUUUGCUCGGACGGCUCCUCGACCUUCGGACGCCAUGGCUGGGAGCGAGGAUCUCUUUCUCAGAGCCCAACACCGGACCUUCAGCGGACUGACAGAAGAUGCGGAGCGGGAGUGGAAGGGGCCGUUUGUCUUCAUCCAGGCCGCCGACCCCCAGCUGGGGCUGAUGAAGGCCUGGAGGGACGGCGACUGCGACGGCGGAGGGGACGAGUGGGGCGAGGAGAUCGAGCUCACCCGGCGGGCCGUGGAGGCCUGCAACCAGCUGAGACCCCGGCCGAGGUUCCUGGUGCUCUGUGGCGACCUGGUCCACGCCAUGCCAGACACUCCGUUCAGAGAAGGUCAGGAGCGAGACCUGAAGGAGGUUUUGAAGGGGACGGAUCCCUCGAUCCCGCUGGUGUUUGUCAGCGGGAACCACGACCUGGGCAACACCCCCACCCCCAGGACCGUGGAGCAGUACCGUAGCGCCUGGGGCGACGACUAUUUCAGCUUCUGGGUGGGGGGGGUCCUCUGCCUGGUGCUCAACUCCCAGUUGUUCUACGACGCCUCGGCUUGCCCUCAGCUGAAGGAUGCCCAGGAGACGUGGCUGGAGGAGCAGCUGAGCAGAGCCGCCGCCUCCUCCUCCUCAACGGAACCCGGGCCCAAACACGUCCUGGUGUUCCAGCACAUCCCUCUGUACCUGAAGAGCCCCGAUGAGGAGGACGACUACUUCAACCUGCGCAAGGCGGUGCGCCAAAGCCUGCUGGCCCGCUUCAAGAAGGCCGGGGUGAAAGCCGUGUUCUCCGGCCACUACCACCGCAACGCCGGCGGGCGCCACGACGGCCUGGACAUGGUGGUGAGCUCGGCCAUCGGCUGCCAGCUGGGCCGGGACGCCCACGGCCUCCGGGUGGUGGUGGUGACGGCCGACGCCGUCGUCCACCGCUACCACAGCCUGGAGCAGCUGAGGGAGGAGGGCGUGGCCGACGACCUCCGCAAGCUGCUGCAGGUCUGAAGGCCCCCCCCCCCCCCAAAAAAAAACCCAAGAAGAAAAGGGGGCGGUUUGUUGAUUGUUGUUUUUUUGUGGGGCGCUGGUCAUGUCGUUGAUUGAGAUAUUACAAGUACUCCUUCAUUCCAAGUAGAUGUAUGAUUAGCUCAAAUGUAAUGCUUUAGGCCUUUGAUCGACGAGGCCAGUCUCACCAGUGGUGUUGAAGUGGACCAGUGGUCCAGUGGGAGGCGAAGGAAAUAACUCAAAUACAUCAGAACGUUUGAGUGUAAAGGAAAAAAUCCAUCCCACAAUAACUGCUGGUGAUGCUUCAGGUUAAUAUCUGAAGGGCAGAUCCUCCUCUUUAAUCAUCCUAACGUAGCAGUUGUUACUCCUAUGCAAUGUGUGUGUGUGUGUGUGUGUUUUCAUGUGGUUCCCCUCUGAGCUCCAUGCACUGCCUUUUACAGGUCAGAAGACUUCUCUGUGAAGCCAGAAUAAAGCUGUAGCAUACUUUAGUAUAUGUUGCUUUGAGAGGUUCUUCUUUAUCCAUUUUAACAGAACAGGUUUUAAAGUAAUUCAUUCCUGACCGUUUUAAGAAUAACAUCCACUUCUUCAUUUGCC